This is a messenger RNA of Cavenderia fasciculata, 1305 nucleotides long. RefSeq lists its product as uncharacterized. The transcript has 3 exons. NCBI's taxonomy places the organism in Eukaryota, Evosea, Eumycetozoa, Acytosteliales, Cavenderiaceae. The record is from RefSeq and is a predicted model, not a curated record. The coding region runs from base 1 to 1305 and encodes 434 amino acids.
AUGGCAUUAUUUUUUUCAAAGUCAAUCUUUUCAUUGCAAUGUUUAGCUUAUAAUAAUAAUAAUAAGAAUAAUAUCUUUAAAAGAAAAGUUAAUAUAUAUGGAGAAGAGGAAGAAUAUACAUAUGGGCAGUUGAUAGUAGUAGUUGUAAUAAUAUUGAUUAAUAGUGAAAAUAUUGGUAAUAAUAAUAUUAGUAAUAGUAGUAGUUGUAAUAAUAUUGAUUAUAAUAAUAGUAAUAGUACAAAUCUAAAAUUACCAAAUUCUAUUAUUUAUAAUAUUAUAUCUAUGGUUUGGAAUUUAAGAGAUCGUUGUACAUGUAUUUAUGAUACAAAUGUAUUAGAGAGAAAUCAAUUGAUGAUUUGGAAUGAUGAAUCAUUUAUUGAAUCAUUCCAUGCAAUCAAGAAUCAAUGUUCAGUUCAUUUUUCAACAACAACAACACCGUAUACUCCACUUGGAUUGAAUGGAAUACAUGUCAAUCGAUCAAGAUUACAACUAUCACUCAUUUCAAAGGAUAUAUUCGAUUAUAUCAAAUUAAAUCACUUUAAUCAUUUAUUUAUAUCUCGAGUUGGUCAAGAAGUGUAUACCCAAAAACCAGCUGAUACUUGCAUGUUAAAGAAUAACAUUAGAUCAAUCUCUUCAGCCCGUUUCAGUAUUGAACAUAGAAGUGCAGUGACGUUGUUUACAAGGGAACAGAGAUUGGCAAUCACCAAGAUAAAUUACUCGAACUUGACCAAACUGGAUAUUCGUAGUGUUCAAACAGGUCACACAACUCCUGAACAGAAUCAACUUGCCAAGGUACUAAAAGGAAAACCAAUCACCAAACUCUACUACCACCAGAGUAUGACAAGUUCAUACCUCGAACUUUCAGAUGACGUUAAACAAUCACUCCGAUGCAUUUUAAUCGACCCCAAACAAUCUAAUAUUCUCGAUCAUUUUCCAAAUGUCACUCAUCUUCAACUUCAUCCAGAACACUCUGCAGAGUAUAAAGAAGAAUUCAAGUUUCCAGACAGAAUCAAAAAGAUAACAUGCUCCAACUUUGAAAGUGCAAGACAACUUGUCAAACUCAACACUUGUCUUGACACUUUUAAAUAUUAUCGCAAGGAUGGAUACGAUAUCCUUCUUUUCCUAAAUGAACUUUCAAAAGAUUUUAGUCUUUCACACCUCAAAACAUUUAUUUAUCAAUCCAACUCUACCAUUCCUCUAAUAGACAUGCCAACUACCAAUUUUCAACUAAUCCACUCGAGAUCUAAAAUCAUUGGAAAUGUUGAUCAAAAAAUUCACUUAUUAUUUUCAAGAAGAGAGGAAUAA